AUACUGCGUCUCAAGAUUCCCCUGCAUGUUCACAGCAUUCACUCAUCUCAGGUCCAGUUUGAACACAUGAAACACAGCGACAGGUCGAUGCUGCUCAUGGUGUCAACAGCAAGAAGGAGUUACUGUAUCUGAGAACAGAUGGAUCCAGAUACCUUCAGAAUCUUGGAGUGAUCUCGGCCUGUGAAUGAUGACAAAUAAAAAUGGGACACCCACAAACACGUUAUUCACCAAGAAGAAUUACAAUAUUAAACCUUACAAUGAGACACCAAGACGCUCUGAAUGUGUGUUUGUGUUGCUGGUGCAGCCACACCCACAGUCAUCAUCAUCAUCAUCGUCAUCAUCAGAGGGAAGAGCUGAUUUUAUCUGGACAGGCAGCUCUAUAAACGUCAUGAGACCAAGGUGAAAUUCAUUUCUUCUUCUUUCUGAUCUUCCUGAGCAGCUUCAUGGAGCCAGCGUGCCAGCCAAUCGCAGUCUACUGCCCAGCGCAGGGAACACUGGAAUCAGCCAUGAACAUGCUGGUUGAUGUGUUCCAGAGCCACGCUCUCCAAGACGGUGACAAGUUUCACCUGAACCGAUGGGAGAUGAGGGAUCUGUUCCAAAGAGAGCUCCGUCAGCUCUUGGAGUCAAGCAAGGAUGUUCAAAAGUCAUGUCAGAUCAUAGACGAUCUGGACAAGAAUCGAGACGGCAAAGUGGACUUUGAAGAGUUUGUUUCAGUGGCCACGAAGCUCAUCAUGUGCUGCCACUCCUACUUCGAGGAGGAGAACCUCAUGUGUGGUUACAGAUAAAAGUCUCUCAUCUCUCUGACUCAUCUGUUCUGAAUAUUAACCUCUCUGAUCUUUGUGAUCUGUGGAAUGGAUUUUGUCAUUUGAUAAACUGAUCUGAAGAAUCAGUGAUUCAUUAAAAUGAUCCCUGAAA
Molecule: messenger RNA, 915 nt
Organism: Epinephelus lanceolatus (giant grouper)
Lineage: Eukaryota; Metazoa; Chordata; Actinopteri; Perciformes; Serranidae
Product: protein S100-A1-like
Molecular function (GO): transition metal ion binding; calcium-dependent protein binding; calcium ion binding
Source: RefSeq, a predicted model, not a curated record